GUUCCUUCCUCUGGUAGCUUCAUCCUGGAAGAGUACCCACCAGGUGCCAGCCAGAGCUCUCCUAUAUGACAUAUCUGUCAGCCCCUACUGGGAGGUGUCUCCCAGUCAGGUUACACGAGGGUCAGGGAUCCAUCCACUUGAGGAGGCAGUCUGUCCCUUAUCAGAGCUUGAAUGCUGUGCAGGAGAUCUGCUGCUCUCUUCAGAGCUGCCAGGCAGGUACGUUUAAGUCUGCUGAAGCUGUGCCCACAACCACCCUUUCCCAGGUGGGCUUUAUUUAUAUGUCCCUGAUGGGCUGUGCCUUUUUUCAGAGAUGCCCUGCCCAAUAAGGAGGGAAUCUAGUGAGACAGUCUGCCUGCAGUGUCCUGGCUGUGCUGUGGUGGGCUCCACCUAGUUAGAACUUCCCAAUGGCUUUGUUUGCACUGUAAGGUUAAAAUCUACUUGAGCCUCAGCAAUGGUAGAAGGCUCUCCCCUCACCAAGUUCAUGUGUUCCAGGUCGAGCUCAGACUGCUGUGCUGGCUGUGAGAAUUUCAAGCCAGUGGAUCUUAGCUUGCUGAUCUCCAUGGGGGUGGGACCCGCUGAAGCAGACCACUUGGCUCCCUGACUUCAGCCCCCUUUUCAGGGAGUGAACAUUUCUGUCUUGCAGGUGUUCCAAGCACCACUGGGGUUUGAAAAAAUAAAACCGCUACCGCUAGCUAGCACAGUUUCUGACCAAAUGGCCACUCAGUUUUGUGCUGGAAACUUAGGGCCCUGGUGGUGGUGUAGGUACCAGAGGGAAUCCCUGGUUUGCAGGUUGCAAAGACCGUGGGAAAAGCCCAGUGUCUGGCCCUGGAGUGCAGGGUACAGACCCUAAUGGAUUCCCUUGCCUAUGAGUGGGAGUUCCCUGUCCCCUUGUGCUUCCCGGGUGAGGCAAUGCUCCACCCUGCUUCGACUCGCCCUCCUUGGGCUGCACCCACUGUGUGACCAGUCCCAAUGAGUUGAACCAGGUUCCUCAGUUGGAAAUGCAGAAAUCACCCACCUUCUGCAUUGAUCUGCUGGGAGCUGCACACUGGAGCUGUUCCUAUUUGACCAUCUUGGUAGCAAUCCCUCCCUAUAGUUUUUAAAUUGCUUCUUAUUUAAUUGCCUUCCUUUAAGAGUAUUAUUUUGUUAUAAUUUAUAUGGAAAGAAGUGAAAGGCAUUUGCUUUUCCCUAGUAUGUUUAAUAAAAAUUUAUUUUGUAUGGUUAAUAGUUUAGAAAACUCAGGUUCUAAACUAUUAAUAAUACAAAAUAACUAUAUUGUAAUGAGAUAAAUAAUUGAAUUUACUAUUGUCAAAUUUUAGAAAAUCUUUAUUGUCUUUUAUGUAUGAGUUAUAAUAUUUCAGGGUUUUUCAGUUAUAAUAUUUCAGAUUUUUCUUGUACAGUGACUAAUUUUGAUCAUUCAUAAUUUGAUGACUUCAUAAAGUCCAUUGCUUAGCCCCUUUCAGGGUCUUUAUGGAUGUCUGUAGAAUGAGGAUUCCUGAAGCAUAAACUUUGUAAUCCUCAGAUUAAUCUGGUUUUGAUCAUAUUAUAAUUAUUUAUUUGUUUGUCUCUACACAGGCUCAGGGCUUAUUAUCCUCACUUUUGACAGUCAUUUGAGACUAUGAUGAAAUAUACGGGCCCUCUUGUCAGAAAAAAAAGGGCACAAAAUAUGUAAAAUAUUGAAUACAAUAUUAUAGACCUCCUGAAGCUUAUUUUUACUCCUGCCACAAAUUUCUGCACUAAAUUGAUAAUUUAGUUAACGUAUUAUGUUUUAAUUUUCUUUCUCUAGUAUCUAGCACAAUGUCCUGCAUUUUGUAUGCCCAAACACAUAAAGGAUUGUUUAAUAAAUAAAGAAAUGGAUGACUGUUGCCAGCCAGAUUGUAUGACAGGUGCAGAAAUUCCCCACUUUCAAAAAUUGUUGGUAAAUAUAAUGAGCAAAUAUUGGGAAUUUUCCUGGCCAAUCUUAAAAUACCAGACUCUCCAAUGGUUUUUCCUUAAUGACAAGAGUUUCUUUUCCCAAGACUUCUAUACUAUGGAGAUUCUAAUUUUCUCUUCUGAAAGCAUUUCCUUUCCUCUUCGGUACUCUCCUGUCAGUAACUGGGAAGAGAAACAUUAUGCUCUCCAUACCCUUAAAUGAUGUCAGUGUUUUAUAAAUCUUUUUCUUUUCUAAAAAAUUAUAAUACAAUAUGAAUACAUUUUAGUAGCAUUCAUUUAUAAUCCAAGACACUUCACCGCCCCUCCUCUUUUUUUCUAUUUUUCAUUGUACACAGAGCUAUACAAGGCAUUAUAGAAAAUACCAAAAUGAAUGAAAAUCAUAAACUCUGCACUCAAGAAUCUUUCAGUCUAAUAAAGUUAUGAGCAAAGAUGAAUACAAUGAGAAGAUAGAAAAAACUUAGAGAUUAAACUAAAGUAAAUCAUAAAACUGAUGCAACUUGACACAGAAUUGUGAUUAUUUUUGAUGUCUCCAGUUUUGACAGUCAAAGGAGACACUAUCAAUAGUUAUUACAAAAGCAACACGCAUUAACUAGUAUUAUUUUGGACAAAUUGAGACAUAGAGCCACCCUACUCUUAAGGUUUUUUACUUUUGCUUUUACUUUUUAUUAUAGGCAUUUUCAUACUGCCUGUAAAGACUGAGGUAACUAUUUAAGUACCCAUCCUCUAACUUUAGCUAUUCUCACCACUUGGCCAAUGUUGCCUUAUCUAUGACCCCAACUCCCCAACCCCAUUUACUAAAAGCAAAUCCAAAGCAUUUUCUUGCUUUAUCAGUCAGUUUUUCACCACUCCAUUCUUUUUCUCCCCUGAUUUCCUUUCUUAUCCCCAUUCCAACCUAUCUUUUUAUUUUUACUUCCAGCACUGCAGUUCUGAUCUAACUUUGCCAGGACACAGAUCCAUAGGGUCAGCCCUGCAUCCUGAGCAGCUCAGAGGGAGGAGCCAGACCAGCGGUGCCUCACACCUUGUCCUCUUCUGCUCUGGACAGAUGGCUCCAUAACGACAGCUUCGUAAUGUUAGUAGAUGGGACCCUGCUGCACAUCAGGGUCACUCUUCUGCUGCUCUUGCUUGGGGUGUGUUUGUCCAUUUCUGGCUAUUUUCAGGAUGGGCCCUCCCAGCAUCUCACUUCCCCAGAAUUGGUGACCCCCUUGAAGUUGAUCAGCAGGGGCAGAGGUGCAAAGGCUCCUGGAUGGUUGUCCUACAGCCUGCGGUUUGGGGGCCAGAGACAUGUUGUUCAUAUGAGGGUCAAGAAGCUCUUGGUUUCUAGACACCUCCCAGUGUUCACCUACACAGAGCAGCAUGACCUCCUGGAGGAUCAGCCCUUCAUCCCAGAUGACUGUUACUAUCAUGGUUUUGUGGAGGGGGCCCCUGAAUCGUUGGUUGUUUUCAGUGCUUGUUUUGGGGGCUUGUGAGGAGUGUUACAAAUAAAUGGUCUCACUCAUGAAAUUGAACCCAUCAGGCACUCUGCCACAUUUGAACACCUGAUUUAUAAGAUAAACAGUAAUGAGACACAAUUCCCAGCUAUGAGAUGUGGCUUAACAGAGAAGGAAGUAGCAUGCCAACAGUUGGAAUCUGAAGAGGCUGAGAACUCAGCUCUGGAACCAAAUUCUGCUGGUGACUGGUGGACCCAUGCGUGGUUUCUGGAGCUGGUUGUUGUGGUGAACCAUGAUUUUUACUCUCAAAGCAACAUCUCAAAGGUGCAAGAGGAUGUAUUUCUUGUUGUCAACAUAGUGGAUUCCAUGUAUAAGCAAUUAGGUACUUACAUACUUUUGAUUGGAAUUAAAAUUUGGAAUCAAGGGAAUAUUUUCCCAAUGGCAAGCAUAGAACAGGUCCUGAACGAUUUUGCCCAAUGGAAACACGUCAGUCUUUCCCAGCUACAGCAUGAUGCUGCACAUAUGUUCAUAAAAAAUUCACUUAUAAGUAUACUUGGUCUAGCCUACAUUGCAGGAAUAUGUCGUCCACCUAUUGAUUGUGGAGUUGAUAAUUUUCAAGGCGAUACGUGGUCUCUUUUUGCCAACACUGUGGCCCAUGAGUUAGGUCAUACUUUGGGUAUGCAGCAUGAUGAAGAAUUCUGUUUUUGUGGGGAAAGAGGCUGCAUCAUGAGUACUUUCAGAGUGCCAGCAGAGAAAUUCACCAAUUGCAGUUACGCUGAUUUUAUGAAGACCUCUUUGAACCAGGGAUCAUGUCUGCAUGAUCCUCCCAGAUUGGGGGAAAUCUUUAUGCUAAAGCGUUGCGGGAAUGGUGUGGUUGAAAGAGAAGAGCAGUGUGACUGUGGAUCUGUACAGCAAUGUGAACAAGAUGCCUGCUGUCUGUUGAACUGCACUCUGAGGCCUGGGGCUGCCUGUGCUUUUGGGCUUUGUUGCAAAGACUGCAAGUUCAUGCCAUCAGGGCAACUCUGUAGACAAAAGGUCAAUGAAUGUGACCUUCCAGAAUGGUGCAAUGGAUCAUCCCAUCAGUCUCCAGAGGAUAGAUAUGUGCAGGACGGAGUCCCCUGUAGUGACAGUGCCUACUGCUAUCAAAAGAGAUGUAAUAACCAUGACCAGCAUUGCAGGGAGAUUUUUGGUAAAGAUGCAAAAAGUGCAUCUGAGAAUUGCUAUAAAGAAAUCAACUCUCAGGGCAACCGUUUUGGUCACUGUGGUAUAAAUGGCACAACAUACCUAAAAUGUCAUAUCUCUGAUGUCUUUUGUGGGAGAGUUCAAUGUGAGAACGUGAGAGACAUUCCUAUUCUCCAAGAUUAUUUUAUUCUGCAGCACGCUCAUAUCAAUGGUGUCACCUGGUGGGGUAUUGACUAUCAUUUAAGGAUGAACACACCUGACAUUGGUGAAGUGAAAGAUGGUACAGUGUGUGGCCCAGGGAAGAUCUGCAUCCACAAGAAGUGUGUCAGUCUAUCUGUCUUGUCACACGUCUGCCUUCCUGAGACGUGCAAUAUGAAGGGGAUCUGCAAUAACAAACAUCACUGCCACUGUGGCUACGGGUGGUCCCCGCCCUACUGCCUGCACAGAGGCUAUGGGGGUAGUGUCGACAGUGGCCCAGCAUCUGCAAAGAGAAGAGUUUUCUUGACAGUGAUUAUGAUUCCUUCUUUGUCUGUUUUUAUUUUCCUGUUUACUGUUGGUCUUCUUAUGUAUCUACGACAACGUUCUGGUCCCAAGGAGACUAAGGCUCAUUCAUCAGGUUAAGAAAAUGUCUCUAACUUAAUAUUCCAUGCAUUAUUACACUUCAGUCUCUUGGCAGUAGAAAUGUUAGUACAUCCCUGAAAGUGAGCACAUUUCUGACCAUUCCCAGAAAGCUGCAAAGAUCUUCCCUUACGUCAGUACCACAAACAUUGUCAUUACGUGCAGGUGAUUCUUUACAUGUUUCUAUCUAUUGUUCUUUUUUUUUAUUAUUAUUGUUCAUUUUUUAAGCAGCAAAUAAAGCUACAUUCUUCCCUCACAUUAGUCCUUGUUAUGUUUCUUGUGCAUGGAGAUGACUUAUAGAAAAGACAUGAGGUAUGUCUACAUUAGAGUGUCCGGGGCAAGGCUUACCUUGCUACUGACAUUUAUCAAUGUGGGAAAAUUACUUAAAUUUUCUGAUGUUCUGCUUCAAAAUCUUAAAGUGGGUAGGGAUGAUAAUAAUAUUUGUUCCACCCAACUUUUUGGUUUAUUUGGUAACCAAAUAGAUAAAUAAGUGAAUGUUUGUUAAGUAUAAACAAAUUGUAGUUUGUCUGAUAAAAGCUCUUGACCUUGCUUCCUGUGUGCUUCCUAGCUCUUUGUCUUAAUUUAGCAGUUUGGAUAUUUUUUUUGGAGCAUUUGCUUUGCAUACCAAAAUAUAAACUCCAUGAGGGCGUGGUUAUUUUUAUCUGUUUUGCUUACUAUUAUAUCCUCAAUACCUGCAACAGUGCUUAGUACACAAUAAAUACUUAAAUGAAGUAAUGAAUUUGAAUGGAGUAUUAAAUAGAUGAAAUUCAUCACAAGGCUGGGCGCAGUGGCUCACACCUGUAAUCACAGCACUUU
Sapajus apella (tufted capuchin) is the source of this 5972-nucleotide messenger RNA. Its product is annotated as disintegrin and metalloproteinase domain-containing protein 21-like. Gene Ontology annotation, cellular component: sperm head plasma membrane; external side of plasma membrane; plasma membrane. Gene Ontology annotation, biological process: male gonad development; proteolysis. NCBI's taxonomy places the organism in Eukaryota, Metazoa, Chordata, Mammalia, Primates, Cebidae. Gene Ontology annotation, molecular function: metalloendopeptidase activity. The record is from RefSeq and is a predicted model, not a curated record.